AUGCCUUUAGCCACUGCUCAUUUGAUCGCUCUCGCCAGCACAUCUUCGAUUCCCUCCUAUCUGAAAGCUCUGGACUCGGCCUCUAUCAAACCAUUAGUGACCUCAAGGGUCAUCAGGUGGAUCAUAAAGCCAGAGAAACUGUCAACCCAUCUCACAAACACAAACUGGGACCUCUUGCUUAUACUACCGGCCACCACAACGAUCCCGAGUCACUGUCUCAGCGAAAACUUUGUUACUCGUCAUUGGAGCAUUACUGCUGGUGUGCCGAAGAGUCUCGUAAACAACUUUCAAGAACGGAAUCAACGCCUCCUAAAUCCUCAGCCGGGCGAUGUUCCGGAGCUCACUGGAUCUUUGAACAAACCAAGGAUUGUCUCUUCAACUCAAGGUCUCGAACUCAACGACGAGCUGUUAUCAUGGAGCAAGGGUUUCAAGCUGGGUCAGAACGGUGCCGUGAGCAUGCUAAACCUGCUUUCAUUCAAGCCUGGCAAAGAAGCACAUGAGAGCUACCUCCGUUAUGGCAAGGCUUUUGGUGAAUCUAUCGGAUCGAAGCGCGGCGGUAAUGCAAAAGUGGUGGGCAAAGUCAUCCCGGACCAAGGAACGCCUGACGAGGACCGCUACGGGUGGGACGAAAUCGCCCUGGCUCACUACCCAAGUAUAAGACAUUUCACCGACAUGCUGGCUUCGGAAGACUAUCAGAAAGUAAACCACGAGUCAAGGCUGCCGGCACUACUGGACACCUGCAUCUUGUGCACCAGCGAGCUGGAUACAGAGCUUUCAACUGUGAACAAGGCGCGACUAUGA
Messenger RNA from Ramularia collo-cygni, 801 nucleotides. RefSeq lists its product as uncharacterized. The record is from RefSeq and is a predicted model, not a curated record. The transcript has a single exon. The coding region runs from base 1 to 801 and encodes 266 amino acids. NCBI's taxonomy places the organism in Eukaryota, Fungi, Ascomycota, Dothideomycetes, Mycosphaerellales, Mycosphaerellaceae.